Molecule: messenger RNA, 1824 nt
Organism: Rhododendron vialii
Lineage: Eukaryota; Viridiplantae; Streptophyta; Magnoliopsida; Ericales; Ericaceae
Product: DUF21 domain-containing protein At1g47330
Exons: 12
Coding region: 119-1525 (468 amino acids)
Biological process (GO): magnesium ion homeostasis
Cellular component (GO): intracellular membrane-bounded organelle
Source: RefSeq, a predicted model, not a curated record
CUAAUCGAAUCGAGGCACAAUUGAACCGAACUCGGGAAACCAGUGGUCAAAAACACAAACUGAAAGUGACAGACGAACCUUUCCCUCCACCUUCGAUACCGAAGAGAGAGAGAGAGAGAUGGCAGGGCACGUGACUUGCUGCACGUCGACGUUCUGGUUCUACGUGGUGAUAGUCGCAGGCCUGGUUAGCUUCGCCGGUCUCAUGGCCGGUCUCACCCUCGGCCUCAUGUCUCUCGGCCUCGUCGACCUCGAAGUCCUCAUGAAAUCCGGCCGCCCCCAAGAUCGCAUAUACGCCUCUAGGAUAUUUCCAGUUGUGAAGAACCAGCACCUUUUACUCUGUACAUUAUUGAUCGGAAACUCUAUGGCAAUGGAGUCUCUUCCCAUAUUCUUGGAUAAGCUGGUGCCUGCGUGGGCAGCAAUCUUGAUAUCAGUGACUCUCAUCCUCGUGUUUGGAGAGAUAUUGCCCCAAGCAAUUUGUACACGAUAUGGCUUGAAAGUCGGGGCCUAUAUGGCACCUCUUGUCCAUGUUCUACUCUGGGCGUUCUUUCCUGUUGCUUAUCCGAUUAGUAAGGUUUUGGACUGGAUGCUGGGUAAGGGACACAGUGUUCUUCUACGCAGAGCAGAGCUUAAGACAUUUGUGAAUUUUCAUGGCAAUGAGGCUGGGAAAGGCGGAGACUUAACACAUGAUGAGACAACUAUCAUCGCCGGGGCACUUGAAUUGACGGAAAAGACAGCAAAAGAUGCCAUGACCCCCAUAUCGAAGGCAUUUUCCCUUGAUCUGGAUGCAACUCUUAAUUUGGAGACGCUGAAUGCAAUAAUGACAAUGGGUCAUAGUAGAGUUCCUGUUUAUGCUGGAAAUCCAACUAAUAUUAUUGGUCUUGUCCUGGUUAAAAAUCUGUUAGCAGUGGGCCCAAAAGGUGCGCUUCCACUCAGGAAAAUGUUAAUACGAAAAAUUCCUCGGGUUUCGGAGAAAAUGCCUCUGUAUGAUAUUCUGAAUGAAUUUCAGAAGGGUCACAGCCACAUUGCUGUUGUCUACGAAGACCAGAAUGAGCCUCCAAAGAAAGCUAGAGAAGUCGAUAAUGAGACGGAUCCUGGUGCUGGUAUUGAGAAUCUGGGGAUGAAAUUUGAGUCACAUGAUGCUGAGGCCAUGGCUAAGAGUGAUGGCGAUCAACAGAAGAUGAGAAGUCCCCCACCUACUCCUAAAUUUAAGCGGCACAAAGGUUGUUCAUUCUGCAUUUUAGAUGUGGUGAAUACUCCUAUUCCUGUUUUCCCUCCCAGUCAAGUGGUUGUCGGAGUUAUCACAAUGGAGGAUGUCAUUGAAGAGCUUCUUCAGGAGGAGAUAUUGGAUGAGACUGAUGAAUAUGUAAACAUACACAACAGGAUAAAGGUCAACAUGCAUGCACCCCAAGAAAAGUCUCCCGAUCAGAGCUCGCCACAGCAUUCGCCGGUCACUUCUAGCCCUGAAGCUUCACCACCUCGGCCUUCUCCUCCUACUCAUCCUGUUUCCACCGAUACUUCACAAUAACAGUUUCAUCCUUUGCAAACCCCAAAAUUCCAGAUGGCGGCCUGUUAAUGAAAUAGUUAUACUCUUUGUUCUUUGUAUGAUAGUAUCUAAACUGAAAAACUGGCUUUAUAAAGAACACACAAGCUGAGGAUGCAGUUCUAUUGCAGAUUUGCUUCAAUAGAGUUCAAAGAAGGUGGUUGUUUGCACACUUGGCUUUAAAUAUUUUGUAGUUUGUAGAUUGCUGUGAAGUAUCUGUUGUAAUCACCUAUUUACGAAUACCCUCCCAGUGAUGUAUGUAUCGAUUUUGUCUCUUUAAGAAU